AUGGCCAAGCGCACCGGCCUUGCCCAUGCACCAACACUGCUCUCGUUGCUGCUUCUGGUGUGCUUUCCUAUCCAUGUACAUUGCCGAAUCAUGGAUGGCAAAGUCAACAAGAAGAUUAAUUUACCACAUGGAUUGUGCGUGCAUAAGAGUGGUAUAGACUGCGCAGGUGCAUCUCAUUGUGAGUGUUGUUUAACAAACAACCUCUGCUAUGUUUCAAUGGACCAAUGCAUGGAUUGGUGCAAAGAUACAUAUUCUUCUUCCGGCGCAUCAGCGGCGUCGGCCCAUCCUCCUUUGCCAUCCCAUACAUCCUAA
Triticum turgidum subsp. durum (durum wheat) is the source of this 312-nucleotide messenger RNA. Lineage: Eukaryota; Viridiplantae; Streptophyta; Magnoliopsida; Poales; Poaceae. The record is from the annotation of a GenBank genome assembly.